AUGAGAAAGCGGGAUCAUCGAGGGAUUUCUCGGUGUUUUGAGACACAAGUUGAUGGUUGUGUCUCAACGAUGAACGGUCCACAAAUACCAAAAAACAGAUAUCUCUCAACUUCAGCCUUGCACAGAAUGCCCUCGAGAGGAAAGAUCCAACAUUGGAG
Molecule: messenger RNA, 158 nt
Organism: Mesorhabditis belari
Lineage: Eukaryota; Metazoa; Nematoda; Chromadorea; Rhabditida; Rhabditidae
Source: the annotation of a GenBank genome assembly